Scylla paramamosain (green mud crab) is the source of this 1352-nucleotide messenger RNA. RefSeq names its product UBX domain-containing protein 1-A-like. Gene Ontology annotation, cellular component: nucleus; cytoplasm. Gene Ontology annotation, biological process: negative regulation of protein ubiquitination; negative regulation of proteasomal ubiquitin-dependent protein catabolic process; negative regulation of protein K48-linked deubiquitination. Bases 111 to 1142 code for a protein of 343 amino acids. NCBI's taxonomy places the organism in Eukaryota, Metazoa, Arthropoda, Malacostraca, Decapoda, Portunidae. The transcript is spliced from 8 exons. Gene Ontology annotation, molecular function: K48-linked polyubiquitin modification-dependent protein binding. The record is from RefSeq and is a predicted model, not a curated record.
UUGCAUCAAGAUCAAGAUCAUCACCACCACCUCCCCGGAGUGACUGAGGCAGAAACGGCGUGUGUGGCCUUACUCUGUGCUGUUCUUCGUCACAAGAGAGUUCCUCAGCCAUGGCAGCCCUGCAGACCUUGAUGGAGAUGGGCUUCUCGGAGAAUGCCGUAAAGAAAUCUUUGGCUGUGACAGGAGGAGGCGUGGAGCAGGCCAUGGAGUGGCUGCUGGCUCACUCUGAAGAUCCAGGCAUCAAUGAUCCCCCAGCAGAGCCAGCAGGUGCAGUUGCUGUUGGUACAAGUGGAGGUGAAGGAGCAUGUGCAGCAGAAGCUACAGAAGGAGCAACUGGUGGAGGUGGAGAAGGCAAAGCAGAUGCAGCAGAGGCGACAAAAGAAGCAAGUGGUGAGGAUGGUCAGGAUGAGGCUAAAUCUAUCAAGUGUGAUGACUGUGGCAAGCUGUUCAAGACAUCAGAGGAGGUGGAGUUUCAUGCUGUGAAAUCAGGUCAUACAAAUUUCUCUGAAUCAACUGAAGAGAAGAAACCUUUGUCAGAAGAAGAAAAGCUGCAGAAGAAAAGAGAGUUGGAGGAAAAAAUCAAGCUAAGGAGGAAAGAAAGAGAGGAAAAAGAAGCUAAGGAAGCCUUGGAACGUGAGAAGAAACGGAUCCAGAUGGGACAGCAGAUAACUGAAAGAAAGCGGAUAAUGCAAGAGAAUGAGAUGAAACGCCUGGCAGAAGAACGGAGGAAGGAAAAGCAGGAGGACAAACUGGCCAGACAGAGGGUGAAGGAACAGAUUGAAAGGGACAGGCAAGCAAGAAGAGAAAAGGAUCUUAGAGGAAGUCAGGGAGCAGCAGUACCUGAACCAAAACCUCAGUCAGCACCAGCUGCUCAACCAACACAAAAGAAAGAUUAUGCACAGGCCAGACUGCAGAUACGUUUUCCAAGUGGAACUCCACUGGUGCAGGAAUUCAAGGCCAAGGAACCCCUCUCAGCUGUGCGUCUCUGGAUCAGCCUUAACUGGCCAGAUGGCGUCCCCCCAGAGACUCCCUUCAACCUCUCCACAACCUUUCCUCGCAAGAUAUUUGAUGAUGAAGAUAUGGAUAAGCCUUUGGAAGUCUUAGGUCUUGUUCCAACUGCUGUACUGAUGGUGUCUAAAUAGGGUAAAUAUAUCUUAUGAUUAUUUUUUUAUGAUUGCUAAUUCAAUAGGGUCUUAAAUUAUGAUUUUACUAUAUGGAUUCACAUCAAUAUUUAGCAAUAAUAUGAAUGGGCUUACUAUUCAUACUGAUUUUUUUUUUUCAUGAUAUAUUGUAAAUUUUAUAUGUAUUAUGUGCAAGAAAAUUGUUACAAGAAUAAAAAUUAAUGAAUAUUU